This is a messenger RNA of Aspergillus homomorphus CBS 101889, 1671 nucleotides long. RefSeq names its product cholinesterase. The transcript has 4 exons. The record is from RefSeq and is a predicted model, not a curated record. The coding region runs from base 1 to 1671 and encodes 556 amino acids. Lineage: Eukaryota; Fungi; Ascomycota; Eurotiomycetes; Eurotiales; Aspergillaceae.
AUGCGCAGGGUACUCGUCUCUUUGCUCAGUUUUUCUGCCGGGAGCAUUGUUGCGUCGGCUGCGCCAUCUGAGCCUACAGCGCAUGUCCGCAAUGGUACAUACGUCGGAUUAAGAAACAGCCACUAUGAGCAGGACUUCUUCCUUGGUAUGCCGUAUGCGCAACAGCCUGUUGGUGACUUGCGAUUCACGGUUCCUAAAUCCUUGAAUGAAAGCUGGGAGGGCGAGCGCGAGGCGAAGGCGUAUUCGGAUAUUUGUGUGGGAUACGGGACAGAUUCCAUAUGGUAUACUCAGUCCGAAGCGUGUCUUACUCUCAAUGUCAUUCGUCAAUCUUCUGUCAACGAAAGCUCCAGUCUUCCAGUGGGCGUUUGGAUCCAUGGGGGUGGCUUCGCUCAAGGAUCAAGUGCGGAUCAGCGCUAUAACAUGUCUUCCGUUGUCGCCAACGCGCAUGAUAUUGGCAAGCCGUUCAUUGCAGUGUCUCUCAAUUAUCGUCUAUCAACCUGGGGUUUUCUAAGCUCCAGCCAAGUCAGCGGCACAGGGAACACCAACCUCGGUCUUCGAGAUCAAAGACUAGCUCUCCACUGGAUCAAAGAGAAUAUCGCUGCAUUUGGUGGUGACCCAACGAAGAUCACUAUCUGGGGUGAGUCUGCAGGAGCAAUGUCCGUUGGGUACCACCUCGCAGCCUACGGGGGCAGGGAUGACAAGCUCUUCCGCGCAGCGAUCAUGGAGUCCGGGGGAACUAUCGCUGCUGGUCCAGCCAACUAUACCGGCUAUCAGGCACUCUACGACGAGCUGGUGGCAAAGGUCAACUGCACGGACGUGGGGGACUCAUUGCAAUGCCUGCGCGAAGUCCCAUUCGAGAAACUGAACAGCGUCCUCAACGGGACCUAUGGGUCAGCAGCCUACAGCUUCGCCCCCGUCAUUGACGGUGAUUUGAUUCCAAACUGGGGCAGUCUCCAGCUCGACCGCCAUGAAUUUGUCCAGGUUCCUAUAAUCGCCGGAACGAAUACAGACGAAGGUACUGCAUUCGGGCCCACCGGGGUGAACACGACGCAGCAGUUCUAUGCAUAUCUUACCGAUGGCCAGUCCGGGUUCCGACUCCCUCCCUCCAUCGCCAAGCAGAUCCUGCAGCUCUAUCCUGAUGAUCCCUCCUUGGGCAUUCCGGAGUUCCUUGGUUCCAGACGAGUUCCUUCCAAAGGGUACCAGUGGCAACGCACCUCCGCGUACGCAGGGGACGUGACGAUGCACGCCAACCGACGUCGUCAGUGCGAGGCGUGGGCGGCGACCAACACAACGGCCUACUGCUACCGCUUCAAUGUGCGAUCCGCGGAUGUGGACGCCUUGUCUGGGGCUACCCACUUCGAGGAGGUGGCCUUUGUCUUCAACAACCUCGCCGGUCUUGGGUAUCACUACGGACUCCCGUUCGCGGGGAUGCCCGAGUCCUACGCGCAACUGAGCCAGCUGAUGACCAGCAUGUGGGCUUCGUUCAUCCACGACCUGGACCCCAAUUCGGGCAUCAAGAACGACUCGGCGGUCCGGUGGCAGGCAUACGGGCAGGAUCGGCCGGUCGAUCUGGUGUUCAACGCCAAUACUACAAGCUAUAUGGAGCCCGACACGUGGCGGAAAGAGGGGAUUGACUAUAUCAACUCCGUGGCAAGUGCGUACUGGCGAUAA